Molecule: messenger RNA, 1376 nt
Organism: Drosophila serrata
Lineage: Eukaryota; Metazoa; Arthropoda; Insecta; Diptera; Drosophilidae
Gene: Fmo-1
Product: Flavin-containing monooxygenase 1
Molecular function (GO): NADP binding; N,N-dimethylaniline monooxygenase activity; flavin adenine dinucleotide binding
Source: RefSeq, a predicted model, not a curated record
UGCGGCGAUCCCAGCAUAUCGCACCUGGAAACAAUUAAUCUAAUAAGCUGUAAUAUAAUGCCGAGCAUUUGCAUAAUUGGUGCGGGAACGGGUGGCCUUUGCAGUGCCCGACAUGCGGUUGAGAGUGGAUUUGAAACAACAGUAUUUGAACUAUCUGACCGAAUCGGGGGAACCUGGGUUUACAUCGAGGCAACAGGCAUUGUCAACGGAAUUGACGUUCAUAGCAGCAUGUACAAAAAUUUACGCACCAAUUUGCCCAAGGAGGUAAUGGGUUUUCCGGACUUUGAAAUUGCCGAAAAUGAGAUGUCCUAUGUGAGAUCUGAUGAAAUGUUGGAUUUCUUCGAGCAGUAUGCGGAACAUUUUAAACUAAAGCAACAUAUCCGAUUUAAUUCCUAUGUGGUUCGAGUUGUGAAAAAGAAUGAAAAGUGGCAAGUCCUUGUGAAAGAUGUGGUGACAAACAAGAUCGCUUUUCAUUAUUUCGAUAAGAUAAUAGUGGCAAACGGGCAUUAUCACACUCCCAACUACAUUAAAAUUCCCAAUAUGGAGCGGUUCAAGGGCGAGUCCAUGCACAGCCACGAUUUCAGAACAAAUAAAAUUUUCGAAGGUAAAACAGUCCUGGUGAUUGGGGGUGGCCCAAGUGGAAUGGAUUUGUCUAAUAUCAUAUCUAGAGCUGCGAAGAGAGUCAUUAUAAGCCAUCACGUGACAGAUAUUGGAGAUAAUAUUUUCUUUGAAAACGUCCGCCAGAAGCCAGAUGUGAGGGAGCUCGACGAAAAUGGGGCCUUCUUUGUGGAUGGGUCCUAUGAGCAGUUCGACAUUAUUUUCUAUUGUACAGGAUAUAAAUAUGCCUUUCCCUUUCUGAGUGUUGACUCGGGGAUCUAUGUUGAGGACAAGUACGUCCAGGAUCUGUACAAACAAUGCAUCAACAUAAGAGACCCAUCGAUUGCAUUGAUUGGCUUGCCCUUUUACGUUUGCGCGGCACAAAUGAUGGAUCUACAGGCAAGAUUCGUCAUGAGCUACUACAAUGGGAAAAACAAACUGCCAUCUCCGGAGGUGAUGCUAAAGGACACACAGGACAGAAUGAACAAACUUUGGAAUGAGGGCUACCGAAGACGUCAAGCACAUAUGUUGGGACACAAUCAAGCCCACUAUUACACGGAUUUGGCGGAAACCGCUGGGAUAAAGAAAAUAAAAGAUGUUAUGGCAAAAUUGCACGACGAAAGCAGCAAAUGUUUCAAUGAAAACCUACUUCAUUUUCGAGAGGAUAUCUUUAAAAUAGUGGAUGAUGAGACUUUUAUCAAAGUAAAUUAAAAAAAAAAAAAAUGUCAUUCCUGAAUACAAAUGAAGUAAACGAAGGCAGUUACACAAUAAAGCAUUUA